Acanthopagrus latus (yellowfin seabream) is the source of this 1899-nucleotide messenger RNA. RefSeq names its product charged multivesicular body protein 4b. Gene Ontology annotation, biological process: late endosome to vacuole transport via multivesicular body sorting pathway; vesicle budding from membrane. The record is from RefSeq and is a predicted model, not a curated record. Bases 154 to 822 code for a protein of 222 amino acids. Lineage: Eukaryota; Metazoa; Chordata; Actinopteri; Spariformes; Sparidae. Gene Ontology annotation, cellular component: ESCRT III complex; cytoplasmic side of plasma membrane; multivesicular body. The transcript has 5 exons.
AGUAGAGAAACAUCAACAAUCCUUCCAGGUUCCAGGCUAGGGCGAAGUGUCAGUGUAGCCUAGCAGCGAGGUAGCUAAGCGUGAUUUCCUCGGGCAUUUCGCUGAUUUGUUUUAUUUUUUUGUAUAUAAUUACUGUAUUGUAGCACCCCAGAUAUGUCGUUGUUAGGUAAGAUAUUUGGAGGAGGAGGAAAAGGGGGAAAGGGACCGAGCCCACAGGAGGCGAUCCAGAAACUCCGAGAGACGGAGGAGAUGCUAACGAAGAAACAGGAAUUUCUAGAGAAAAAGAUCGAACAGGAGCUGCAAAUUGCCAAGAAAAACGGGACGAAAAACAAGAGAGCGGCUCUGCAGGCUUUGAAAAGAAAGAAGCGGUAUGAGAAGCAGCUCGCUCAGAUUGAUGGCACACUGUCGACCAUCGAGUUCCAGAGAGAGGCUUUGGAGAACGCCAACACCAACACUGAAGUGCUCAAGAACAUGGGCUUCGCUGCCAAGGCCAUGAAGUCUGCCCAUGAAAACAUGGACAUUGACAAGGUGGACGACCUGAUGCAGGACAUUACAGAGCAGCAGGAGCUGGCCCAGGAAAUCUCCGACGCCAUCUCUAAACCUGUCGGCUUCGGAGAAGAGUUUGAUGAGGAUGAGCUGCUGGCAGAGCUGGAUGAGUUGGAACAGGAGGAGCUGGACAAAAACCUGCUGGAGAUCGGGGGCACAGAGAACGUCCCCCUCCCCAACGUGCCUUCAACUUCAUUACCUUCCAGACCUGCCAAGAAAGAGGAGGACGAGGACGACAUGGAGGAUCUGCAGCGCUGGGCGAUGGAAGCCAUGUAAACGCAGCGGGCGCCACAUCAUACCUGCAUCAGAGAGGGAAGAGGAAGGAGCAACAGGGGAAUGAAUGGACUGAUAAGAUGUUGUUAUGUUGGAUGUUAUGAGUGUUUUUGUAUGUCUGAGGAGAGCUGACUGUCGACUUUAUGUAACACUACAAAAAAGCAAAAAUGCUGUAAUCUUUCUUUUCCAGACCCCUCCCUAAAUACAGACCCCCCUGGGUGCUUGGCAAAACGAGCCGGUCAGGGGCUUUUAUUUUGAGGCUAUCGCUGUACCUUGGCAAUGUCACCUAAUACAUUUAACCUUGAUUUUUAAUACUAUACUAGCACUUCUCGGUCCCUGUGCUGCACAGGACUAUUUCAGAGCCCGCAGAGUUCAUAUUGAAUUAGAGGAUUUGAGCUCCGUGGUGUAGUAAGAGGAGUCGGAUUGGUGUUAAGGGUUGCGUGGCGUUGUGAAUGUCACUGGACGGCAGAAGAAUUUUUAUGCUAGCUUAAUCCUCAAAGAUAUGUUUUUUCUGACUCACAUAUUUACCUGUAUUUGUGGCGUUAAACUCGCUGGAUGUUUUGUUCCUUGUUUUUUUUGUUUUUUUUCUCUCCUUGACAAAAAUAACAGUCUUUUGCUCUGUUUUUCGUUAACUGCUCUUGAAAAAAAGAGAACAGCUGAGCAUGAGCUGGGUGAAGAAGCUACAAGCUGUAUGUUUGCCAGAGUUCGAACCUGUUCUUUUGUUUCAGGCUGCGUGCUUUGUCUCCCCCCCCCGUCGCCAUUUCAGCGACUUCUCCCUCCCGCAAAGGCAUUCUCAACAGUGGUCCUUGUUAUUUGAUGUAAAUAUCCCAAAUGUGUCUCUUUUUAUAUACUGUAUUUCUGCCAUCACUGAGAGGUUCUGUCAAGGUUGUGUGAAGCAUGCAACAGUGGGAAACUGACAAUACAGAUCACAACGCACGGCUAGAAGAGAGAUGUUAAACGGAAACACUUUCAUCCUGGUCUGUCUCCCAUAAGGGUUUUUUUUGUUUCAGAUUGUAUAAUGUUUAAAAAAUAAUAAUAAUAAUAAUGAUAAUAAACUAUUGUCACACCUUAUUAACUGCA